Messenger RNA from Archocentrus centrarchus (flier cichlid), 1992 nucleotides. It is a transcript of the gene slc45a2, whose product is annotated as solute carrier family 45 member 2. The record is from RefSeq and is a predicted model, not a curated record. The coding region runs from base 230 to 1942 and encodes 570 amino acids. The transcript has 7 exons. Gene Ontology annotation, molecular function: sucrose:proton symporter activity. Gene Ontology annotation, cellular component: membrane. Gene Ontology annotation, biological process: transmembrane transport. NCBI's taxonomy places the organism in Eukaryota, Metazoa, Chordata, Actinopteri, Cichliformes, Cichlidae.
CACAUGAAAAGUAAAGCUGCAUGGAGCCUGAAUUCUUUGCUUAGCCAUGCAGUAGUGAAGAGGAUUAGCUCAAGCUGAGCACCAGUUUUGGCAUUCAUUUAGCCAUCAUUUGGCUGACUGAGAGAGACUCUACCAAAAGCUACCUCCUUGCCUCUCCAUCUAAAUCUCCUCUUCACUCCCUUUCUGCUCUCCUUUUCUCCUUCUGUCCUUUUUUUCCCCCUUUUCAAUUAUGACUCUGUUAUCAGAGGAUCAGUCUGCGAGGCCCCAGCCCUGCCGGGUCUCUGAGCCUGGCAAACACAUCCACACUUCUUUACGUCAGUACUCAACAGAUUGCAGUGGCUCCAAAGUGGACUACGCAGACAGCGUGGAAGGCUCUGUGUUUGCAGCUGUGGAGCCUCCCAGGCGCUCUCGGGGCCGCCUUAUCCUCCACGGCCUGGUCAUGUUUGGAAGGGAAUUCUGCUAUGCCGUGGAAGCAGCUUUUGUCACACCGGUGCUUCUGAGCGUGGGCUUGCCCCGCAGUCUGUAUAGCAUAGUGUGGCUGAUCAGCCCCAUCUUGGGCUUCCUGCUCCAACCCAUCAUCGGCUCAGCCAGCGACUAUUGCCGCUCAUCGUGGGGCCGGCGGAGGCCUUACAUCCUGGCACUGGGCAUUCUGAUGCUUGUGGGAAUCACCCUGUUCCUUAAUGGAGAUGCUGUCAUCUCAGCACUCGUCAGCGACAGAUCACUGAGGAGCACAUGGGCCAUUGUGGUGGUAAUGUUUGGAGUCGUGCUCUUUGACUUUGCUGCAGACUUCAUUGAUGGACCCAUCAAGGCCUACCUGUUUGACGUGUGUUCACAUCAAGACAAGGAAAGAGGUCUGCACUACCAUGCUCUCCUCACAGGCCUGGGAGGAGCAUGUGGUUACCUGGUGGGAGCUAUGGAUUGGGGCCAUUCCGUGAUGGGUCAGCUCCUUGGAUCUGAGUACCAGGUCAUCUAUUUCUUCUCAGCACUGACCUGGGGCAUCUUCCUCACUGUGCACCUCUUCAGUAUUCCAGAGCAACCUCUCGGCAAGGCCCCAUCUGCAUCUGAUUUCUCAUCAUCAAGUGCUCUUCACCUACUGGGCUCUCACAGCAGUGGUUAUGGAGCGCUGGUUAAGGAGCCUGUCUCUCCUGUAGCCCCUGCACCUGCUACAGAUCUCAGGCCCAGGUCUUUCUCAGCUCUGGGAGAAGCCAAUUCAGUGACCUCAAGCGCCAAACAGCCAAACAAGGAGGACCAGAAGAAGAUGACGUUCAGGUUGCUGAUAAAAGCUAUUGUCAAUAUGCCGAGUCACUACCGCUGCCUGUGUGUCAGUCACCUGCUGGGAUGGACCGCGUUUCUCUGCAAUAUGCUCUUCUUUACCGAUUUUAUGGGACAGAUUGUAUACAAGGGGAAUCCAUACGCCAAUCACAGCUCUGCUGCCUAUGCCACAUAUGAGAGGGGAGUCGAAGUUGGCUGCUGGGGAUUGUGCAUCAAUGCAGUGUCCUCGGCUCUCUACUCAUAUGUCCAGCGAUUCCUCCUCUCAUAUAUCGGGCUAAAAGGAUUAUAUUUUAUGGGUUACUUUGUGUUUGGCUUGGGCACCAGCCUGAUUGGCCUUUUCCCCAACAUCGUAGCAACGCUCGUCCUCUGCAGCGUGUUUGGCGUCAUGUCCAGCACACUGUACACCAUCCCAUUCAACCUGAUAGCAGAGUAUCAACGUGAAGAGGAGGAACAACUGAAGCAGCACGGAAGCAAUAAAAGUCCUCGAGGCACGGGGAUGGACUGCGCCGCCCUCACUUGCAUGGUCCAGCUGGCUCAGAUCAUCGUGGGCUUGGGGCUCGGUGCUCUGGUCAACGCGGCUGGAAGCGUGAUAGUGGUGGUCCUCUCAGCCUCAACCAUGUCUCUGAUAGGCUGCAUCUUCAUCGUCCUCUUCAUCAGAUAUGUGGAAUGAUUCUGCUUAAAUACAGUUUUUAAUGAUAUUGUUUUAAUAAAUAAAGAUUC